AGUGAGGCUGUUUCUAACCUAAACUCACAAAUGAGAAGGGGAGCCUAUCCUGGCAAGCAGGCAGGGAGCUGCCAGGGGAGAAGACAAACCGAGAGAAGAGCAGCCACAAGAACUCAAAGCACGGCGUGCGGUCCUCUAGGGCAGCUGUGUACUCUGGGUCUUUACAUUAUCACUGCAUGCUGUGUUCCACAGCAAUGGAUGCUAGUAAUAACGGGCUUCUGUUAUCAAAACCAAAUAUCAAACCAAACAAACCAAAACUCAAGCCAAAACCAAAACAACCACACACAGUGUAAUCUGCUCAAGGAAACUAAAACUCUAAAAAGCAUAUAUUACAUCUAAGACUGAAAUUCACGUUUCGUUUGUUUGUUUUUAAGUUGGUGCUUUAAAGGUGGACCCUUGACUUCACAGAAAACUAGCUGGACCAACCCAGAACCUGAGGUCUGGUAAUCUCACCCACCUCCAGACCUUCAAUUAUCACUCCCACAUCCUGUCCCGAAUCCUAGGAACUCUCAAAUUCCAACUCCACAUUCCCAGUUCUGUUAGGCAUAACACUGGCCCCACAAACCCAACUGUGUAAAUAAAUUUGUCCUUACUACUUCUCCCAUCCCUGUUCCCAAAUGGCACGUGUGUUCAACCAAAUUCAAAACUUUAGCGCUAUCUUCUGCUUCCUCCCUUAUUGGAGACACCCAGUUAGGACACGAAAGGACUUGGCAUCUCAAACAUCUUCCCAACCUGCCCCUGAUUUCCAUCCUGAUUCCAUUAUCUAACUUAGGUCCUCAGCUCCACCUCUAAACCACCCUUCCAAAAAUUCAAAGUUUUAAUCAUUUCCUUGAGUAAAAAUCUUGUCAAGUUCCUCAUGCCCAGAUUACUCAGCCUGGCUCCCACGGCUGACCAGGGCUCCAAUGUGGGGAGCAUAAGACAGUUCCCUUGGUGUGCAGGAUGUCAAUGUCAAGGCUGUGUCUUUAUUUUUAUCUAUCAGGUGAAGAAUUAAACUCUACCAAGAAACUGACUGACCUGGUGCUCUCAACUAGGGUCCUUAAGUGAAUCAGUCCUAUGUGACACACAAGAUGAACACAACACAGGGAGAGGGAAGAGGGGAUUGCUUUCAGUGUGAUGAAGUGAUGUUAUUGUUUGUAUAUUAUAAGGUUUCAUCAACUUAGUUAAUAUUUAUAAAAACAUAACUUGUAAGUGGUGAUAUCUUUACAGUGAGAUGAGAAGAAUCUUUGGUAUUGCAGGUUAGCUCAUGAUCUCUUUGUAAACAAGCUGUUUCCAAACUCCAUAUCUUUUUCCACGUUGAGGAGUGGUUGUCAACAGCACACUGUUUAGCAACGGGGCUUUGAAAAUGGAUAUAUAGUAACACUUCCUUCACUUGUAAGUUUGCUUUUUUUAAUCUGUUAUGGUUUUUAAAUUUCUGUUUUUUGUGUCAUACAUAUUAGUACCUUAGUACAUACGGAGAGACAUAAAUACACUGAGGUUGAAGUCUCCCUAGGCCAAUGUACCAUCUGGCUCAAGCUCAUCUUUCUGACUUAUACACUUAUAUACUUCAACAACUCCACCUGUAUGUCCAAUAGGCAUUUUAAACUCAACAUAUCCAAAUCUGAGCUCCUGAUACCCACCCCACUACAAUCACUCUCUUCUAGCAGUAUUUCCCACCUCAGCAAAUCUCAACUCCAAACCCCAAAGCCUUGGUUUUCUCCAUGUUCCUCUUUCUCUCUAUACACCUCAUGAAAUCGUUAUCAGCAAAUCCCACGGUCUUACGUGCAGUUAAUCCCCCUUCCCCCACUACUCAGCAUCAAUCUUCAUCACCUCCACCUGUCCUACAUUUGUUUACUCACUGUUGGCUUAAGUGCCACUUCUCACUCAUCCUGGUUUCACCUGCAGCACCCAGCACAGUUCUGGGCAACACGGAUACUCAAAUGUACUCAUUCAUAUAUUUAUUUUUUCGAAUGAACUGAAUGCACAGGAAACUGAUCUGAAGAACAAAAGCUAAGUAAGAAAUGUGGAACCUCAUUUAAUAAUCACCUCCCUUUUGGGGUGUGGUACUCUAAGAGGCAAUGUGGGCAUCUCCUGGGUUCUAACUUUGGUUGUAUUAGAAUCACUUGGGGAACUUGGUAAAAAACACGGAGGCCCAGAUCCUACCCUCCUUCAAUGAGCCUCGGCCUCUGAUCUUUACCAGCUUUCAGGUGAUUCUGACACACCAGCGUUUGAGAAUCGCUACCCUAGAAGACAGCUAAAAAUAGCUUAGGCUUAAGUAGUCCCAGGCCAAGCCGCGCAGUUAACAACACCCGGGGGCAGGCCCAGUCCGCCCACCGCAAGAAGGAGCCUUCAAAAGGUCCUUAAGAGGAAGCAGAGUCUUCAGGUUCUUAGAGCAAAGGCUUGAUGAUCCAAAAAAGUCACUCACAGUGGUCAGGAGAGCUGAAUUUUAAUCCUCUGGCCAAAACACUGUGUAACCUUGGACCAGUGCUCUGCCCUCGGUAUCUCUGCCUGUCUGCACUAUGGAGUUAAAAAUUACACAGUGCUUGUACGGACGCUGCAAGAACGAGGAUGACUGGUUUGGUUUUGUGUGAACCAACAGAGCUUUACAACAUCUUGAAUCAGGUCACAAAACUAUCCAGAUUAACUGAACCCAACUAUCUCUGUUUAUUGGAUGUGCGUUCCAAACGGGAGUAUGAUGAAAGCCAUGUGAUUACAGCCCGUCUCGUGAAGAAGAGGGCAGGUGAAUAUCUUGUCCCGGAGUCUGUGGAUCUGGAGUGUGCGGAAUACUGUGUGGUGUAUGAUAACAGCACCAGCUCCCUGAAGGGAAUCCUAAAAGGUGACAAUGGUGGUGACAACACUGAUGAAGGCGAUCAAGGAAUUGUGCUUGGAGCUGCCGUUGAGUGUGGCAGAACCCUGACUCACUUCACCCGCCACCCCAUCCAUAUCCUGAGAGGAGGCUACGAGAGCUUCUCGGCCAUGUACCACUUCUUCCGGACACAGAAGAUCAUCUGGAUGCCGCAGGAACUGGAUGCCUUCCAACCGUACCCUGUUGAGAUAAUGCCAGGCAGGAUCUACCUGGGAAAUUUCAGGCAAGCCUGCGACCCUAAAGUUCAGAAGGAUUUGAAAAUCAAAGCACAUGUCAACGUCUCCAUGGAGACAGGGCCGUUUUUUGUAGGUGACGCCGACAAGCUUCUGCACAUCCAGAUAGAAGAUUCCCUGGAAGCCAGCAUUACACCCUUUUUACGCCACCUCUGUCACUUCAUUGAAGUUCACCUGGAGCUUGGCUCUGUCAUCCUGGUCUUUUCCACCAUGGGCAUCAGUCGCAGCUGUGCGGCCAUCUUGGCCUACCUUAUGCACCAAAAUGAGCAGACCCUGAAGAGGUCCUGGGCCUACGUCAAGAAGUGUAAAACCAACAUGCGUCCAAAUCGGGCUUUGGUGGCUCAGCUGUCAGAGUGGGAGAAGGUUGUCCUUGGAGACAUCGUCACAGACAUCUUGGAUCCACUCUACUGAUUUUCUCUGUGGCUCAGCUAUGGGUCCAGAAGAACCUGCCUUGAGAGCUUUUUGUGGGUAGUGGGCCAGGGUGUGUAACCAGGAAUGAGAAGGCCUUUGCUGCCUGGAGCCUUGUGUCAGCCUGCCUCAGUGGUUCUUCCCAGGUUCCUCAUUUGUGCCAGCACAGGAGGUGCUCAGACUCAGCGAGAACCCCCAUCCCUGGGGCAUCCUGGACCCACCCCCACUGCACUCCUGAGGCUGCUUCUGGAGGAGCAUCUGGCUGCCAGAGCAGCUGCCACUCAUGUCCCCCAUAACGUGGACCCUUUGGAGGCUGCCUGGUGGGAGCUCCAAGGGUUCCCCCAGCCUUGUGUUGCUCCACAGUCACAAUGCCCAUCCAUGGGUGGAGAUCCCCCAGCCCCAGAGAUGCCAAGCUCAGCCUUGGCUCAGGCUGCAGGCUUCACAGCUUUGAGAGGCUCCUGGCACAAGGGCAUACCCUUGCCUCAUCCCCAGUUUCAGCACUCCCUACUGCUCCAUCACCUGUACAGAUGUCCUUUCCUUGCUCCUCACUCAUUUUUGCCUGGCUGUGUUCACCAAGAAGAGAUUCUCACCCUCCCAUCCCUCACAACCAGGUUUCUAGAAAUUCCUCCGGUCUCAAAAGGAAUUUUCCUGUGACUGUGCUUCUGAGUGCUGGCAGCGCCCACAGAACGAGCCUGGAGUCAGGAGACAAGGGGACUGAUGGAGAAUUUAACAUGUCGGUCCACGUUCAUCCAGCAAACAUUCCCUGACACCUGGGCAGGGCUGAGGACAUACAGGUGAACGCCAUGUUGCCUCCUAGGACUCUUUGCAGAGGGUUAGAGUAGCACUCCCCCGUGCCCCAACAGGAGCCCACGCCCUCAAAGAGUGGGGUUUUGCCAGAGGGGUAAGGGCUUUUCAGGCAGUGCAGGCUUUAGUCGGGACUUGAACUGGAACAGAGCCUGGGGUGGCUGCAGAGCGAUGGCUUAGGGACCUCCUGGCAGGAAGGGCAGAGCCAUUGGAAAGUUUUCAGCAGGGACAUGGUGGGGAUUCGCUUUGUGUUUUAGUCAGGGCAGUCUGGUGGCUGUGGGAAGGGACACUAGCGGUGAACUUGGAGACAGGGAGACAGUAAAGGGGCCCUUGUAAAAAUCCAAGCGAGAUAAGAGGCUCGGAAUUCCCUCCCUGCCAAAGAGCAGCUUCCCAAGGGAGAAAGUGAGGCAGGUGGCACCUCCCUGGGCCUUGGUUUAUUCCCUGCCUGACAGGCAAGGACACUGCUGGCUGCACCACACAGUUGGCGCCACCGGGAGUGCCCCGGUUGGGGGCUGCCAUCGCCCUCCAAGCUGGGAUCAGCCGGGCGAGCGGCCCUCGGAGCACGUGGUCC
Balaenoptera musculus (blue whale) is the source of this 4858-nucleotide messenger RNA. RefSeq names its product serine/threonine/tyrosine interacting like 1 (gene STYXL1). The transcript has 9 exons. The coding region runs from base 2545 to 3486 and encodes 313 amino acids. Gene Ontology annotation, cellular component: mitochondrion. Gene Ontology annotation, molecular function: protein tyrosine/serine/threonine phosphatase activity; protein phosphatase binding; protein phosphatase inhibitor activity. NCBI's taxonomy places the organism in Eukaryota, Metazoa, Chordata, Mammalia, Artiodactyla, Balaenopteridae. Gene Ontology annotation, biological process: negative regulation of cytoplasmic stress granule assembly; positive regulation of intrinsic apoptotic signaling pathway; protein dephosphorylation. The record is from RefSeq and is a predicted model, not a curated record.